AUGUCUUUGCAGGAGGCCCUUGAGACCUUUCGGCCGAGAUGUUUUGAGCUUGGCUUGCCCCUGCGACCUACUCUCUUCGAAACGAAAGAAGAUGCUGAAACCCAGAAGGCCGACGAGAACACGGAAUCUGGGGCGCAGUCCACAUCGCCUGAACAACCUCGCCUUGCUACGCAGAAGCUUUACCUGGCAACUUCGGGCGGCGUCCAAGGUGUUCUUCAGCUUCACAAGGCUCUGGACGAUGACAUGGAGGGGUAUGCGUACAUGUGGCGAACCCACGAGAUAUGGCCGGAGCAGCAGGGCAGUCAACUGUCAGCUGCCUGGAAAGUUGACAUCGGAAUACACUUCAUCCGCAGGGAUGACUACAGGGGAAAGGCGGACCACGUUCCUGGGGACAGACCUCGCCUUCCCUUCGACGCCCUCACCACGCCUGGUUUCUUCUUUGCGGUUGGAGUUGGACUACAAGUGCGCGGCUGCAAGCCAGAGCUGCAGCUAGCAGCGCUGCAGGCCCUCGAGGUGGUCUUGUCCGCCUGUGUUCCACCAGAUCUGGACUUGGAUCUGCUACCGGGCCGGUCCGAGUGUGCCCGGGCUGCGUGUUUUUCUCAGCAAACACAACUCCCUAGUGGCAUCGUGCUCAGGUUUGAUACGUGUUCGCCAGAACGAAGUUGA
Molecule: messenger RNA, 666 nt
Organism: Symbiodinium natans
Lineage: Eukaryota; Dinophyceae; Suessiales; Symbiodiniaceae
Source: the annotation of a GenBank genome assembly